Astyanax mexicanus (Mexican tetra) is the source of this 1067-nucleotide messenger RNA. RefSeq names its product TAFA chemokine like family member 4b (gene tafa4b). The transcript has 5 exons. Bases 105 to 506 code for a protein of 133 amino acids. NCBI's taxonomy places the organism in Eukaryota, Metazoa, Chordata, Actinopteri, Characiformes, Acestrorhamphidae. The record is from RefSeq and is a predicted model, not a curated record. Gene Ontology annotation, molecular function: receptor ligand activity.
GCUCAGUCUCUGAGGAGAACAGGUUUGGGUGAGAGAUGUCCGUCUGGUCCAGGCCGCGGGACACAGUGUGACGAGACGCCGCUGGGCAGAGAGUGACCGCUGGAAUGGGACCAUCAGGGAGGGCUGUGUGGCUCCUGCGGGUCAUCUUCGUUGUUGUCGUGGUGAUGUUGUCAUGUCGACCGGUGUCAGGAGGAACCCGAACUCUCAGAGGAGGGUCGUAUCAGGUGAAGCAGGGGACGUGUGAGGUCGUGGCGAUUCACCGCUGCUGUAAUAAGAAUAAGAUUGAGGAACGUUCUCAGACCGUCAAGUGCUCCUGCUUCCCUGGGCAGGUUGCUGGGACGACUCGCGCUCAGCCGUCCUGCGUGGAAGCCUCCAUCGUUGUGCAGAAAUGGUGGUGCCAGAUGCAUCCGUGUCUAGAUGGCGAGGAAUGUAAAGUUCUGCCGGACCUCACCGGCUGGUCCUGCAGCACUGGCAACAAAGUCAAAACCACCAAGGUCACGCGAUAGCGAGAAGACGACAGCCCUUUUGCGAGAGACCCAAGGCUCUUCUUUAACGUGGAAUUUCUAUUCUGGGGGGAGAAAGAGGCCCACUUACAGCUGAGAACUCACGAUCGCGGGCAGCGGAGAAGAGAAUUAAACACGUGUGAUGAAUGGACUUACUGGGAAUACUGGACAUACUGUGUUGUAUACUGUAGUCGACGGCGCUGGCCAAUGGAAAGACUGGGUGAUGGACCAAGCCUGCAACAUGUUCCUCAAUAUAAAUAUAAAUAUGAAUAAAUAUAAAAAUAUAUAUACAAAGGUCUUCUGGAGCAGAUAUGGACACUGAUCACUGGCGAUGACGGUCUGGAUUUCUUUAGCUUGAUCUACAAAAGUUAACUGUUAACUUAUUGGAGUGUAUGGUAACAUGCGUUGUAAGCAAAUGAAUGUAUGUGUGUGUAUUAUUAUGAAUGUUGGUACAUACAUGUGGCUGGGAAUGUGUGUCGAUAUGUGUACAUGCAUGUAUAUUUGUAUAUGAAUGCAUGUACAUAAUUGAGAUAAACGGGACACGGUGUGGUAAGUAUGUGUGUG